Messenger RNA from Anoplopoma fimbria (sablefish), 1776 nucleotides. Its product is annotated as E3 ubiquitin-protein ligase TRIM21-like. Gene Ontology annotation, molecular function: zinc ion binding; protein binding. NCBI's taxonomy places the organism in Eukaryota, Metazoa, Chordata, Actinopteri, Perciformes, Anoplopomatidae. The record is from RefSeq and is a predicted model, not a curated record.
AUGAAAGUGAAAGUUUGUGAUCAACAGCAGAGCUGCAGUCGAGACAAGUCUCUCUGUUUCUCUGUAAAGAAACAUUCAACUGAAUCCAGCAGCUUUUUCUCACCAACACAGCAGAAUCUCUGACAAACACUGAGUGUAGACAUGUCUGCUGCCAGCUGUCUGCUGACUGAAGAUCAGUUUCUGUGCUCCAUCUGUCUGGAUGUGUUCACUGAUCCAGUCACCAUACCAUGUGGACACAACUUCUGUAAAACCUGCAUCACUCAACACUGGGACGUUAAUGUCCAGUGUCAGUGUCCAAACUGUAAAGAGUUGUUCAACACCAGACCUGAGUUGCGGGUCAAUACUUUCAUCUCUGAGAUGGCUGCUCAGUUCAGACAGUCAGCUCAACAGAAAGCCAGAAACAGAAGCUCAGAGCAACAAGCUGAUAAACCAGGAGAAGUUCCCUGUGACGUCUGCACUGGAACCAAACUGAAGGCCAUGAAGUCCUGCCUGGUGUGUCUGGUCUCCUACUGUGAGACUCACCUGGAGCCUCAUCUGACAACGUCAGGUCUGAAAAGACAUCAGCUGAUCGACCCUGUGGAGAACCUGGAAGACAGGAUGUGUACGGAGCACGAUAAACUGAUGGAGCUGUUCUGUAAGACCGACCAGAUGUGUGUCUGCAUGCUCUGCACUUAUUCAGACCACAAGACACAUGAUGUUGUUCCUCUGAAAGAAGAAUAUGAUGGAAAGAAGGUCGAGCUGGAGAAGACUGAGACUGAAAUUCAGCAGAUGAUCCAGAAGAGACGACUGAAGAUUCAGGAGAUCAAACACUCAGUGGAGCUCAGUGAGGAAGAUGCAGACAGAGAGAUAGCAGAUGGUGUUCAGGUCUUCACCGCUCUGAAGGAGUCUGUUGAGAGAAGCCAGGCCGAGCUCAUCGACACGAUCAAAGAGAAGCAGAGAAAGACAGAGAAACAGGCUGAAGGCUUCAUCAAAGAGCUGGAACAGGAAAUCUGUGAGCUGAAGAAGAGAAGCACUGAGGUGGAGCAGCUCUUACAGUCUGAAGACCACCUCCACCUUCUACAGAGCUUCACGUCCCUUAAAGCUGCUCCACCCACCAAGGACUGGACAGGAGUCAGAGUCAGUCCACCUUCAUAUGAGGGGACUGUGGUGAGAGCUGUGAACCAGCUGGAGGAGACGCUCAGUAAACAGAUGUUUGAGGCCGAGCUGAAGAGAGUCCAGCAGUCUGCAGUGGAUGUGACACUUGAUCCUGAUACAGCUCAUCCCAAACUCAUCCUGUCUGAUGAUGGAAAACAAGUUAAACUUGGUGAUGUAAGGAAGAAUCUCCCAGACAAUCCAGAGAGAUUUGAUUAUUGUGUUAAUGUCUUAGCAAAGCAGAGUUUCUCUUCAGGAAGAUUUUACUACGAGGUUCAGGUUAAAGAGAAGACUAAGUGGGAUUUAGGAGUGGUCAGAGAGUCGAUCAACAGGAAGGGAAAAAUCACACCGACUCCUCAGAAUGGUUACUGGAUGAUAGGGUUGAGGAAUGAGAAUGAGUACAAAGGUUGGGCUGACCCAUCAGUCCGUCUCUCUCUGAAGUCUCAGCCUGAGAAGGUGGGGGUGUUUGUGGAUUAUGAGGAGGGUCUGGUCUCCUUUUAUGACGUUGAUGCUGCAGCUCUUAUCUACUCCUUUACUGGCUGCUGCUUCACUGAGAAACUCUACCCAUUCUUUAGUCCAGGUCUUAAUCAUGGUGGUAAAAACUCUGCCCCUCUGAUCAUCUCCCCUGUCAAUCACACUGAGUAG